Messenger RNA from Arabidopsis lyrata subsp. lyrata, 1537 nucleotides. RefSeq lists its product as uncharacterized. The coding region runs from base 160 to 1311 and encodes 383 amino acids. Gene Ontology annotation, molecular function: glycosyltransferase activity. Gene Ontology annotation, cellular component: membrane. The transcript is spliced from 10 exons. The record is from RefSeq and is a predicted model, not a curated record. NCBI's taxonomy places the organism in Eukaryota, Viridiplantae, Streptophyta, Magnoliopsida, Brassicales, Brassicaceae.
CUUCUUCUCUCAAAUCCAAAAAUCUUUUAAUUGCAAAAUUCUUCAGUUUCCGUUUCUCUUGAAAUUUUUUUGACUUCAAAAACCCUAAAAGGCUUUCUGAUUGUUCGUUUCUGUAACUCGAAUGUUGAUCUUUCGACGGUGAGUGAUCGCGCACGCACAAUGACGAGGAAAUCGCAGCCGCAGAUUCAGCCUCCAUUGUCACGUCGCGGCGGCGUAGUGUGGCUAGGAUGGAAGCUCGUAAUCGCUUUCUCCGUCGCGCUUUGCCUUCUUGCUCUCCUCCGAAUCCAACUGCAGUACAAUUCCGACACGACAUUGCCGUCGCCGCUCUCCGUCGCGAGAUCUCAGACACCGCUUCACAAAUACUCCGGUGAUCGUCCCAAGCUCGCUUUCCUUUUCUUAGCUCGCCGUGACCUCCCACUUGAUUUUAUGUGGGAUAGAUUCUUCAAGGGUGUUGAUCAUGCGAAUUUCUCAAUUUAUAUACAUUCAUUACCUGGUUUCGUGUUCAAUGAAGAAACUACACGAUCACAGUAUUUCUACAAUCGCCAAUUGAACAAUAGCAUUAAGGUAGUAUGGGGAGAAUCAAGCAUGAUUGCAGCAGAAAGAUUGUUGCUUGCAUCUGCUUUAGAGGAUCACUCCAAUCAAAGAUUUGUUCUUCUCUCUGACAGAUGUGCUCCGUUAUAUGACUUUGGCUAUAUAUACAGAUAUCUUAUCUCUUCACCAAGGAGUUUUGUGGAUAGUUUUCUUCAUACUAAAGAGACACGGUACAGUGUGAAAAUGUCUCCUGUCAUACCUGAAGAGAAAUGGCGGAAAGGAUCCCAGUGGAUAGAUUUGAUCAGAAGUCAUGCAGAGGUCAUUGUAAAUGAUGGUAUCGUAUUCCCAGUUUUUAAGGAAUUCUGCAAGAGAUGUCCACCUUUAGGUACCAAUGAGGCAUGGUUGUUUCUUAAACAGAAACGGCGCAACUGCAUCCCCGAUGAACACUAUGUGCAAACAUUGCUUACGAUGCAAGGGCUAGAGAGUGAAAUGGAACGAAGAACAGUGACAUACACUGCAUGGAACGUUUCAGGUACAAAAUAUGAAGCCAAAUCUUGGCAUCCCGUCACUUUCACAUUGGAAAACUCCGGUCCUGAGGAAAUAAAAGAAAUAAAGAAAAUAGACCAUGUCUAUUACGAGUCUGAAUCUCGAACGGAAUGGUGUAAGGCGGAUUCAAAACCCGUCCCAUGCUUUCUCUUUGCAAGGAAGUUCACAAAUGAAGCUGCUAUGCGCAUUGUGAGUGAAGGACUAAUAGGAUCAUCAACAAACACAACCUUAUAACUAUGCAACAUUGUAAGCAAGUUUUUAGGGUACAAACUGAGAAAGGUAACCUAUCGUGUAGGUCAAGCAACAGAGGGUAUACAUAGAGUAGAGAAUAGCAUUGAUACAUUACAGACAUCCCUUAUGAGGGUUAUGAAUUAUAACUUAUAUGUGACUCUUAGUAAACACUAAGAUAAUUCUUCAUGAAUUUUCUUACUUUGGAAUCUUGUUUUUCGUAUUAAAAUUU